Molecule: messenger RNA, 1278 nt
Organism: Fonsecaea pedrosoi CBS 271.37
Lineage: Eukaryota; Fungi; Ascomycota; Eurotiomycetes; Chaetothyriales; Herpotrichiellaceae
Exons: 2
Coding region: 1-1278 (425 amino acids)
Biological process (GO): transmembrane transport
Cellular component (GO): endoplasmic reticulum
Source: RefSeq, a predicted model, not a curated record
AUGCGUUCUCACGGUGUUUGCCAGCUGCUUGUUGCUGCGGUAGCUCUCAUUUUUUCCUCGACAGCGUCCCCAGUCGAAACGCGCAGUGAUGUUGCCAAGCGAGCUGCUCCCAUCUCCCCAAAGGUCGUCAUCAUCAGCAUGUUUGCCCCCGAGGCGGAGGUCUGGUACGGCAUCAAGGAGUUCGACCUCCUGGCCCAGAACAUCACCGUGCCGGGUCUCUCGCCUCUGUUCCCAGAAAUCCACUGCACCGCCAAAGGCGAUGUCUGUCAGGUGGUGACCGGGGAAUCCGAAAUCAACGCGGCCUCGACCAUCAGCGCCUUUGUGCUCAGUCCCAAGUUCAACCUCACCAAGACAUACUUUAUGGUGGCGGGGAUUGCAGGCGUGAACCCCAAGGUGGCGACGCUGGGGGCUGUGACCUUUGCCAAGUACGCGGUCCAGGUUGCGCUGCAAUAUGAGUUUGAUCUGCGAGAUAUACCGUCGAACUUUACGACCGGGUACAUUCCAUUUGGUGUCGACGCUCCGGAUGAUUAUCCUGAAACGAUCUACGGCACCGAGGUCUUUGAAGUCAACGAAGCGCUCCGCGACGUGGCCAUCAGCUUCGCGACUGGGGCUAAGCUCAACGACAGCGCGGCCAGCAAGGAGUACCGAGCCAAGUACGCGGCCGAGAGCAUCUACGCGGCGGGAGCGCGGGGACCGAGCGUGCUGGGCUGCGACGUGGCGACGUCGGACGUGUACUACUCCGGGACGCACCUGUCGGAGGCGUUUGAGAACACGACGACGCUCUGGACCAACGGGUCGGGCGUAUACUGCACGACGGCGCAGGAAGACAAUGCGAGCCUGGAAGCGAUCCUGCGGGCCGCGGCGCGCAACCUGACCGACUUUUCGCGCGUCAUCGUCAUGCGCACCGCCUCGGACUUUGACCGCCCGCCCCCCUCGGUCAGCGAGAUCCAGAACCUCCUGUACGUCGACCAGGGCGGCUUCCCGCCCGCCAUCCAAAACAUCUACAUCGCCGGCGUGCGCGUCGUCGACGGCAUCCUCGCCGGCUGGAACAGCACCUUUGCAAAGGGCAUCCCCGCGACGAACUACGUCGGCGACAUCUUCGCCACCCUCGGCGGCACGCCGGACUUUGGCCAGCCGAGCGAGUUCAUCACCAGGCGCAAGGCCAAGAGGGCCGAGGAUGAGGUCCAGCACGUCCAGGGAAAUCUGAGGAUGCGCAGGGCCGCGGAGAGCGCGAGACGGAGGGCUGCGGCUGUCAAAGCCGGAGAGGUUAUGCCUUAA